AACUGACACAUUAGAUGAUUGCGGCCACUCCCCAUUACUUUCUGUUUAUAAUGGUGUCGAUGUUCGGAGGUCGUUUAAGUAAUAAUACACUGGUUUCGGAGAAGGUGUUUUGAGACAUAUCCUCACAUUAUAGGCCAGUCAUCCAGCUUGUUGUUUGGCCCACAAAACGUGACUACGUCCGACCAAGCGGGCACACCAGACCAGAGGCGACAUUAAAACUGUGGAAGAUUAAUUUUUUGAAAAUGGCGAACAAUUCAUGGAUAUAAUAUUUAUUUAAAUAUUCGUGUUAAAUUUCUUUUGGACUUGGGGAAAAAAAGAGACAAAAAAACCCAACAUGAAUGCCAAGUUAAAAUAUUAAUUUUUGGUGAUAUUUUUUUUUAAAAACUCGUCAUAAAAUUUUGGCCAAAUGAUGUUGGGAAUGUGCGGAGGUGAGAGCCUCCUACCCGCCAUGUUUCCUCUACCCACCCUUCACUUCACCCCACAGCAAGUGGCGAAGGUUUGCGAGACGCUCGAAGAAAGUGGAGACAUUGAGAGACUUGGCAGAUUUUUGUGGUCCUUACCAGUGAACCCGUCGGCCUGCGAAGCCCUGAACAAACACGAGUCGGUCCUCAGGGCCCGGGGACUGGUGGCGUUCCACACAGGUAACUUCAGAGACUUGUAUCAUAUUCUUGAAAAUCACAAAUUCACGAAAGAGUCCCAUGCGAAACUUCAGGCAAUGUGGUUGGAAGCACACUACCAGGAAGCGGAGAAGCUGAGGGGCAGGCCGCUGGGUCCCGUGGACAAGUACAGAGUUAGAAAGAAGUACCCUCUCCCGAGAACGAUCUGGGACGGGGAACAAAAGACUCAUUGUUUUAAAGAGAGAACAAGAAACCAUUUGCGAGAGUGGUACCUUCAAGACCCAUAUCCUAAUCCGACCAAGAAACGCGAACUUGCUCAAGCUACCGGUCUAACGCCGACACAAGUCGGAAACUGGUUCAAGAACCGCAGACAGAGGGACAGAGCCGCGGCGACAAAAAAUAGACUACAGCAACGACAACACGACAGGCUUCACAAAGGCUCGACGUCCGAGUUGAAUUCGCCACACGGGGACAUGCAAUCACCCUCAACCGCCGGGACGAGUCUGCAACAUUUAGACGAUUCUGACGAUGACGACGACGACGACGACAUGUUUGACUCGCGGAGUGAUACGAGUACGCCCUCUACGAGCGUGGAAAACCAUGACAUUGAGUCGCAUACGUCAUGAUGAAACGGUUCAUCUCGUGUUAAAUAUCUCCUCCAACGUCUGUGACGUCACUCUAUGUAUGUUCGCUGCAUGAUGUUACUUAUGCUAGGUAAAGACUGUCAACUGUAACGACGAAGUUGGCCAACACGACGGUUGCGUUGUAAUUUCCGCAACUGUCCUUACGAUAAGUGCGCUCAGAUUAACAACUUACCGGUUAUAAAAGUCGUAUACGAUGAAAAUCGAGUUGUCAGAGCACUCAGACUAGCAACCGGACAGUCAUAGAAGUCGUGAGAACAGAAAGUUGGCCGACUUGUUCGUGGCAGUUGGUAGUCUGACCCUAGCAAUACCCUGUUUGUUCACCACAAAAAAUACCCACAUCCUUUUAGACUACGUCAGAACAAGAUGUGCAAAUGAUUAUCUCCCCUGUCGGAGCUCACCUGUAGUGUCAAGCUCACUAUCAUGACUAUAUCAUUUUACAAACAAUUUACGUUACAUCGUCUGCUUGCAUUUUGUACUCGUUGUACUCGUCAAUUUUGAGGUUUGCGUGUUUCCAUGGUAACUGUUUGUGGACGCCCAUUAUUGUAGUCCUGGACUGCCUUUCUUGAACUUUGUUUGAAGACUAAUAUUGCUUGUUCCCCGGCUGUCGCCAGUGCAUGUAAUUUUCUUGUAGUCAAGUACAAACGACAAACUGCAAUAAUUGUCCGUUUUUUUAGUAUAUAACACUGUCGUGUGACUAAGAUUAUCUUAGAUUUGUUAAAGUUAUCAUGCGGUUUAAUCUGGUAAAACCAGAGAUAACUAAUUGAUAAUUAGUGGUGUAGUGCCAGUCUAAGCCAGGUGGGCAGGUAACAGAAACAUGUUACGCUGUGCUAAUGACAAUGUCGCCUAGUUUGAAACACCGGCCAAAAACCAGUCGAAUUUGUGCAGUGUGCAGAUCUGCACCAGAUAAAGCACACAACAGACUUUGUUCAAAUAUUACAAUGUACUGGAUGUUCAGACAUCGGCGAGAUUUUAUCUUUGUUAUUAAAAUAUUGCUCUAUUUAA
Molecule: messenger RNA, 2263 nt
Organism: Gigantopelta aegis
Lineage: Eukaryota; Metazoa; Mollusca; Gastropoda; Neomphalida; Peltospiridae
Product: homeobox protein SIX6-like
Exons: 2
Coding region: 407-1243 (278 amino acids)
Biological process (GO): regulation of transcription by RNA polymerase II
Cellular component (GO): transcription regulator complex; nucleus
Molecular function (GO): RNA polymerase II cis-regulatory region sequence-specific DNA binding; DNA-binding transcription factor activity, RNA polymerase II-specific
Source: RefSeq, a predicted model, not a curated record